Messenger RNA from Syzygium oleosum, 1273 nucleotides. Its product is annotated as dof zinc finger protein DOF1.6-like. Bases 123 to 926 code for a protein of 267 amino acids. The transcript has a single exon. The record is from RefSeq and is a predicted model, not a curated record. NCBI's taxonomy places the organism in Eukaryota, Viridiplantae, Streptophyta, Magnoliopsida, Myrtales, Myrtaceae. Gene Ontology annotation, molecular function: DNA-binding transcription factor activity; DNA binding. Gene Ontology annotation, biological process: regulation of DNA-templated transcription.
CUCCUUCACGUCUCCCACCCCCACUCUCUCUCUCUCUCUCUCCCUCUCUCUGCUUCUCCAAAGCCUUCGCUUUUAACACUCUCUCCACACACUCCUCGACGCCCGCCCGCGAGGGAGAAGACAUGCCUUCGGACACGAGCGAGCGCAGGCCGGCCCGGCCGCAGGCCUCCGCCGCCGCCGCCGGGGGAGCCGGCCUGCACCACCCGCCGCCCCCGCCGCCGCAGACCGAGGCGCUGCCCUGCCCGCGCUGCGACUCCACCAACACCAAGUUCUGCUACUACAACAACUACAACCUCUCCCAGCCCCGCCACUUCUGCAAGUCCUGCCGCCGCUACUGGACCCAGGGCGGCACCCUCCGCAACGUCCCCGUCGGCGGCGGCUCCCGCAAGUCGGUGUCCGCCUCCGCCUCCUCUUCGAAGCGGCCCCGCUCAUUGUUGGCUCAGCCCCCGUCCUCGUCUCCUUCCUGCAACUCCUGCAACUCCUCCUCCGUGACCCACGACCCCCUGCAGGGAGACAGCCCGGGCUUGCUCCUGGCCCAGGCGAAGUCCGAAGUGGGCUCGGGCGAUCAGGUGAAGAGGAGCGAGAAUGCGGCGGGGCCCGGGGUCUGUCCCGGUCACCUGGGCUUCGCUUCUCUGCUCGGCUCGCAGGGGGGCCAAGGGUUCUUGGCGCUGGGCGGGCUCGGGACGGGGCUGGACGGCCUGGGGUACGGGUUCGGGAGGGCGGUCUGGCCCUUCAGCGAAGUCGGCUUCGUCGACGGCGUAGGCGUGUACGGCGGCGGCGGCGGCGGCGGGGGACCGGUGGCGACGGCGGCGGGAGGCAACGGGUGGCAGAUGGGGAGCGGGGAGGGCGGAGGAGGGUUGGUGGACGGGGACGGGUUUGCUUGGCCGGAGCUUGCGAUUUCGAUGCCGGGUCAGGGCCUGAAGUGAGAGGGGGGCGGUCAUCAUCUUGCUGUUGCUUUUUUCUGUGUUGGGUUUUGGGCAAGGCUCGAGAAGUCAGGGGGUGGUGGCAUCGGGGUUUUCUUUGUUCUAUCUUUUUAGGUUGGUAUAAGUAUUCACUGAUAGAGGUUCAUUACAGGUUUUUUACAUAGGAGAUAUUGUGAUGAUGACCACUGGAAUAUGAUAUGAUAUGAUGUUUUAGCGUAGUAGGCAGAUCGUCGUUCAGUCAAUCUUUUUGGGUUUUGCUCUCUGCGGUUUGGUCAAUGACUGCCCUGUAUAAAGUCUUCGAAUGUGGACAUCGAAAUUGGAAGUCAAUGACUCGUUUUGGUUUGGUCCGA